AGCAAUAUUAAACACACAAUAUUCUCAAGAGGCAAACACAGCAAACUCAUCGACAUGGGUAAAAACUGAUGGUAACAAGUUAAUAUUAAUGGAAGAAGCGGGCUUUAUGGAUAUUGCUUCGGCUAAUCCUGUUUAA
Messenger RNA from Ambispora gerdemannii, 136 nucleotides. Lineage: Eukaryota; Fungi; Glomeromycota; Glomeromycetes; Archaeosporales; Ambisporaceae. The record is from the annotation of a GenBank genome assembly.